Messenger RNA from Colletes gigas, 1271 nucleotides. It is a transcript of the gene Xxylt, whose product is annotated as xyloside xylosyltransferase 1. The transcript has 4 exons. The record is from RefSeq and is a predicted model, not a curated record. Bases 175 to 1245 code for a protein of 356 amino acids. Gene Ontology annotation, molecular function: UDP-xylosyltransferase activity. NCBI's taxonomy places the organism in Eukaryota, Metazoa, Arthropoda, Insecta, Hymenoptera, Colletidae.
UUUCACGAGCUUCGUUAAAACUUUCAAGUACUGGAGCAAUUUGCUCCGAAAUGGGAAAUACUCCUAACCUCUCACGCACGGACAUUCUGCAGCUUGGGGAUUAGGAUUUUCCACGAAAUUAAAGCAAACGUUCUGGAUGAGUAUGCCCAGAGGAAGUCAUGCCCCUUUAAUUAAAUGCUCUUGCUACGCAAGGUGCUAAUAAAUCUGACGGUGCUCGCCGUGGUCCUAGGGCUGUUCUACUGCUACCAAACUUUAAAUGGUGUCCGUUGGUCGAUGCGAAUCAUCCCUCAGAACGCCUCGACCCUCCAGUCGAGCCGUUCUGGGGACACUGUGCUCUCGAGCGUGUUGCUCGCGGGCGAAAACAUUUACUACAACGUCUGGUGCAUAUUCACCAAAGUCGCCAGCAACUCGCCGAUGAGACGCAAGUUCGAGAUCUUCGCUGACUCGUUGCUCAGACUGUCCUCAGUCGACAUCGCGUUACACGUGAUCACCGACGAAGACAGCAAGGACGUGGCCAAGAAAGUUCUCGACAGCGUCCUGUCCUCCACCGGGAAAUUCAUGAAGGUACAAUACUAUGACGUGCACGAGCUGGCGUCUAGAUUGGAGGACAUAGUGCUGGUCAUGUCUUCGCACUUCAGCAGCAAACCAGGGACUUAUUACUCGGAUGCCCUCUUCUUUCUGUCCCUGGGUUUGCACAGAGUGGCUCCGGUCGAGCAGAGCCUGGCGGCCAUGUUCGACGCGGACACCAAGUUCCGCAAGGACAUUAAAGACCUGUUUGAAGAGUUCAACAGCUUUGGUAGCCAAGCCUUGUUCGGUUUGGCGCCGGAGCUCACGCCUGUUUACAGGCACGUUUUGUAUUUGUAUCGCAAUAAACAUCCACAUACAAUGUUCGGGGAACCUGCUGGGUCCGGUGGCUACCCAGGGUACAACAGCGGAGUGGUGCUGUUCAACCUGGACAGGCUUCGAAAUUCGUCUGUUUAUCAGCAGAUUGUUAAAAAGGAGAGCGUUGAUUCCAUGACGGAGAAGUACCACUUCAAGGGUCAUCUUGGGGACCAAGAUUUCUACACGCUGCUGGGCAUGGAGAGGCCGGAUCUGAUUCGAACCAUCGACUGUGGUUGGAACAGACAGCUCUGCACAUGGUGGAGAGACCGUGGCUACGCGGACGUCUUUAAAAAUUACUCCAGCUGCGACUCGGAGACGAAACUAUGGCACGGGAACUGCAAUACCCCUGUACCUGACGAUUAGGGUCCUCCUGGACUUCGUUCCACUCA